Molecule: messenger RNA, 455 nt
Organism: Trichoderma reesei QM6a
Lineage: Eukaryota; Fungi; Ascomycota; Sordariomycetes; Hypocreales; Hypocreaceae
Exons: 3
Source: RefSeq, a predicted model, not a curated record
GGGCGCCAUAAGAACCAUUGGAGCGGCAGCCUGACUACCGUACGCCAUACCAGAGACAUCGACAGCGCAAGCUAACCAGCAUGGCUUCCGACGACCCCAAAUUCGACUUUACUCGUGUCUCUUCCCCGACAGAGCACCUGUUGGACAAGACAGAGAUGAUGCGUGAUCUCCCGCGCCACGAUGAUCCUCCGUGGUCCCCCCAUGACCUCCACGGCGCCAACGCUGGCCUCGGCCUGGCAAUGGCUCCCAAGGAUGGUUAUGAGCCCUCUUCGUCGGACGGCACGAGUGUUUGCACCCCGUCUGCCGUUGACCUUGGCCAUGGCUUGAUUGAGGUUAUGAGCACCACUGACCUCGAUCUCGAGGACGUUGACCUCGGCCUCGCUGUGCAAAACGUGGCGGAUGACCUCGAUCUUGAGAAGGUGGGUGUCGAGUUGCGCAUCGGAUGGAAUGACCGC